This is a messenger RNA of Diospyros lotus (date-plum), 1524 nucleotides long. Its product is annotated as B2 protein. Gene Ontology annotation, biological process: response to endoplasmic reticulum stress. The coding region runs from base 148 to 1053 and encodes 301 amino acids. NCBI's taxonomy places the organism in Eukaryota, Viridiplantae, Streptophyta, Magnoliopsida, Ericales, Ebenaceae. The record is from RefSeq and is a predicted model, not a curated record. The transcript is spliced from 6 exons.
GGCAUUUUCGUGGUAAAAUUAAAAACUGCGCCCUUUAGUGGAAGCAGCUUUCUACAUAUACCGGAAAAUCUUCCCUUCUUCGUCCUCUGUCGUCUCUUCCGUGGUUUCGCCGGGGACAGAAGAAUCAAUUAAAAAGGUUUUGCCAGUAUGGAGACUGUGCACAGCUUUUGGCAAUUGGCUGAUGAUCUGCGAGGACAAUCAAAAAUCUCGGAGGAUCACAAGUGGUUAGUGGUUGCUUCCAAGCUAGCUGAACAGACCAGAUCAAAGGGUGAGCGAAGGAAUAACCUUGAUCUCUCAAAGGGCCCAGCUGAAAUAAGGCCAAGGGAUAACGUUGGCUUUCAGGAGGACAACAAAUUUGAAGGCUUUAACUUCAAUAUGUUAAAUUUGGACCCUCAAAAGACAGAAAAUAUCAACAAAAGCACUUUCAGGAGUGGUAUCUACAAUAUCAAUGCAGUGUAUCAGAAGAGCAAUGGCAACAAUGCGGGAAACAUAAUUGGGAGCAAGUAUGGUGCUAACAACCAGAACAAGGAACCCAGCAACAGCAGCAGCAGCAGCAGCAACAACAACAAUGAUAAUAGCAAUAUGAGUGCAAUGGACAAAAGGUUCAAGACCUUGCCUCCAUCUGAGACACUUCCAAGGAAUGAGGUGCUUGGUGGAUACAUUUUUGUUUGUAACAAUGACACAAUGCAGGAAGAUCUGAAGCGACAACUAUUUGGUUUGCCACCAAGAUACAGAGAUUCUGUUCGUGCAAUAACUCCAGGAUUACCUUUGUUUCUGUAUAACUAUACUACUCAUCAGCUGCAUGGUAUUUUUGAGGCAGCAACUUUUGGGGGUUCCAAUAUUGAUCCUACUGCUUGGGAAGAUAAAAAAUGUAAAGGAGAAUCGAGGUUCCCUGCUCAGGUGAGAAUCCGCACUAGGAAACUCUGCAAGGCCUUGGAGGAAGAUGCUUUUCGGCCAGUAUUGCAUCACUAUGAUGGCCCCAAGUUCCGACUUGAACUCUCAGUCGCAGAGACCCUGAACUUGUUGGAUCUCUGCGAACAAGCGGGCGUUUAAGAGCCAGUUGGUUUCACAAUCAACCCUCCUUCAGAAGCAAAUCUUAGUACUAAGCAUAUGUGAUCCUCCUAUCGUUAUGGUGCGUGUCAGCUGUUUGUUUCACAGAUUUUCCAGUGGAGCGUAAGCUUGGUUGGCAAAGUCUGCUGUGGGAAUUUGGCGGAUAGUAGGGAGAGCUCUGGCCAGCCAAAUAAGUUAAACAAGAUAUUUCAUGAGUAGCUCUCAUUAGAUCUUAAUAGUAUAGUGAUCUGAUCCUACGGGAAAGACUGGCUAGAUUGGAAGAGACGUUGCCAUGGUUUGGUCCUCAAAAGAUGACCUUUGUAUUCCUACGAUAUGCAAUUGAAUUCUGUUCCUGCCUUGUGGUCUGAUAAACUUGGAGUCAGAUUGAGGCUAGCUUGUUGCUAAGAUUAUAUAGUUAUGUAUUUUCUCCUGGGAAUUAAGAAAAUCUGAAAAAGCAACUGCUUUUUUCACUGA